Molecule: messenger RNA, 1413 nt
Organism: Austrofundulus limnaeus
Lineage: Eukaryota; Metazoa; Chordata; Actinopteri; Cyprinodontiformes; Rivulidae
Gene: atp6v1d
Product: ATPase H+ transporting V1 subunit D
Exons: 9
Coding region: 175-921 (248 amino acids)
Molecular function (GO): proton-transporting ATPase activity, rotational mechanism
Source: RefSeq, a predicted model, not a curated record
CAAGAUCACGACCAUUAGCUUGUGAUAUGAGCAUUUAAUCCUACCCGAAGAUCCUUUUUUUUUUGUUUUUAUAAAUCGACUUUAGUACUUUAUAAAUACAAGCAACGUCGAUAUAUUAAGUUUAUAUUGAAGGAGUAAAUAGAAAACAACGGUGGUCGACCAAAAAACGAGAAGAUGUCUGGAAAGGAUAGGAUCGACAUAUUCCCCUCUAGGAUGGCUCAGACCAUCAUGAAGGCUCGGCUGAAAGGAGCCCAGACGGGCCGCAGUCUGCUGAAGAAGAAGUCUGACGCUCUCUCCAUGCGCUUUCGUCAGAUCCUUCGUAAAAUCAUUGAGACGAAAACCAAGAUGGGAGAAGUGAUGAGAGAGGCCGCCUUCUCUUUGGCUGAAGCCAAAUUUGCCGCAGGAGAUUUUAGCACGACUGUGAUUCAGAACGUCAACAAAGCCCAGGUGAAGGUUCGAGCUAAGAAGGACAACGUGGCAGGUGUCACUCUUCCUGUUUUCGAACACUACCAAGAAGGCGGCGACAGUUAUGAACUCACCGGUCUGGCCAGAGGAGGAGAGCAGCUCUCCAGGCUGAAGAGGAACUACGCCCGAGCCGUGGAGCUGCUCGUGGAGUUGGCUUCCUUACAGACGUCUUUUGUCACCCUGGAUGAAGCCAUAAAGAUCACCAACCGCCGCGUGAACGCCAUCGAGCACGUGAUCAUUCCCAGGAUCGACCGCACUCUCACCUACAUCAUCACAGAGCUGGAUGAGCGAGAACGUGAGGAGUUCUACAGGCUGAAGAAAAUCCAGGAGAAGAAGAAGCAGCUGAGGGAGAAGACGGAGCUGGAGAUCGCUGCCCGCCUGGCGAAGCUGGGCCCGAUCGCCGAGCCGUCCAACAUGCUGACCGAGGAGACGGACGAGGACCUGCUGUUUGAGUGAAGCGCCCCGCCGGUCAACGCUCACCUAUUUAUUCUGUGCCUCUCUGGCCACGUUUAAAUCUAAAAGUCAUAAACAUUUGGUUUUUUUUGUUUUGUUUUUGUGACCAUGUUUGUGAGUAAUUGUUCUCCUGUUUCUGUGCUGGAAGGUUUCCAUGUGUCACUGUACAAAAAAAAAGUCUAUAAAUAUACAGUAUAUAUGUAAAAAAAACGAAACUAAUGACACAGAGAACUUGUUUACAUUUGCUUUGUGGGUCAAAUUGAAGAAGCAUUCCGAGUGACUGGUUCACCACAUGUAGAGCCACUGCAUGCUGUAAAGCUCAGGGUGGUUGUAGAUUUCAAUGUGUGUGUGUGUUGUAGAAACCUGUAACGCACAGGGUCACUGAUACACAACUGGGAAGCAUUUACGACUAAAAAGCUGGUAAAUUCGUGACUCUGUAAAACUUUGUGAGCAAGUCAACGUCAUCUGAAUAAAGAUGUUCUAAACAAAUCAAAA